Molecule: messenger RNA, 313 nt
Organism: Sus scrofa (pig)
Lineage: Eukaryota; Metazoa; Chordata; Mammalia; Artiodactyla; Suidae
Gene: PET100
Product: PET100 cytochrome c oxidase chaperone
Biological process (GO): mitochondrial respiratory chain complex IV assembly
Cellular component (GO): mitochondrial inner membrane; mitochondrion
Source: RefSeq, marked provisional
GAAGCCCAAGAGGAGCGAGAUGGGCGUGAAGCUGGAGGUGUUUCGGAUGACCAUCUACCUCACCUUCCCUGUGGCUAUGUUCUGGAUUGCGAAUCAGGCCGAGUGGUUUGAGGACUAUGUCAUACAGCGCAAGAGGGAGCUGUGGCCCCCCGAGAAGGAGGACCAGCGCCAAGAGCUAGAAGAAUUCAAGGAGAGGAUACGGAAGCAGCGGGAGGAAAGGCUUCUCCGUGCAGCCCAGCAGAGCUCCUGAGGCCUUGCAAGUGCCUGAGUCCCAGCCCCUCCACCCAUGAAAUAACACACACGUAAUUCUUUG